UUCCAGUUCCAGUCCCCGUCCUCUGUAUUUCCACUUGGAGUGGGCUUCUAACUCAGAGCUGUGAAGUACUCGGAGGCUGUCAAAAAAAUACCCCGUGCCGUGGAUCCUAUUAAAAGCUCUUCGUUCUUAAUUAUUUCGCCAGUUCUGAUGUUUUUUCUACAGGCUACAGCCGGGAGAGGAUGCGGCUUUUCGUUUACACAACUUUGCUUGGAUUUCUCCUCAGUACAGGAAUUGCAUUGCAAAUCCAGUGUUACCAGUGCGAAGAGUUUCAGCCCAACGACUGUUCCACACCAGAGUUCAUUGUGAACUGUACAGUCAAUGUGCAGGACAUGUGCCAAAAAGAAGUGCUUGUGAGAAGCGAUGAAUACAAUCUCAGAAUGACGAGAAUGGUGCAACUAGGAAUGAGAAAUAACUGGAGGCAAAGCGAAGUGCUGGAGUGUCAGUAUGUGAUUUUGGAAAACAUAUUGGACGGCAUACAUUAUCGGAAGUCCUGCGCUUCCUCUGCAGCCUGCCUCAUUGCCUCGUCGGGCUACCAGCAGUUCUGCACUGGGAAGCUGAACUCGGUCUGCAUCAGCUGCUGCAACACACCCCUUUGCAAUGGACCCAGACAGAAAAAGAGGCCCAACUCAUCUGUGGCACCUGCACAUCAACUGCAUGUCUCUCCCAUUCUGCUGUCUUGUCUACUAACAGUUCUGCUUUCAUAGGACUGGCUUUCCUGGGACACUCUAGCAAUGCAGUGUAGAGAUUUGACAACAGUACUGCAACAACCUUGGUGUUACUUACCACGUUUGUAACAUGCCUUAAAGCAUCAAUCAUUUCAAACCGAUUCUUGAAGAGAUUCGAUUAAUUUAUCAGUGUCAAUCAUAGAAAAAAUAAAUAAAACAUUGCUGUAAACAAAACAGCCUGUACUAGUAGAAAUCGCAUUUAGCCAAGCAGAGUCUAAUUUAGGGAGCUUGGCAAAGCAAACAAAAAAACUAAAACAAACGGGCAAAACAUGCACACUUUCCUGAAUGAAUUCAGUGUCUUUCUGAGAGCUUGCUGAAGCUCAAUCUUUAGUUCUUUCAGUGUGGCAGGGACAGCUGUUGCAUAUGUGUUUUAACAAACUGAGCUUGAGAAGAGAUUUCAUAGGUGGUGCUCUAAUGUGUGGUGAUUGGGCCUGUCAUGCCCGAUCUUUUUUCAGCUUGAAAAACUACAACCAGUGACGUGUCGAGUCGUGUCCUGCUCAUGACAAAACAAUCACAA
This is a messenger RNA of Lepisosteus oculatus (spotted gar), 1242 nucleotides long. RefSeq names its product ly6/PLAUR domain-containing protein 1. Gene Ontology annotation, molecular function: acetylcholine receptor inhibitor activity. Gene Ontology annotation, biological process: acetylcholine receptor signaling pathway. The record is from RefSeq and is a predicted model, not a curated record. NCBI's taxonomy places the organism in Eukaryota, Metazoa, Chordata, Actinopteri, Semionotiformes, Lepisosteidae.